AUGAAAGGAAUAAUUAAAUUUAUUAUAAUAAUAAUAUUAUUAUUAAAUAUUUUUAAUAUAGCGAAUUCAGAAAAAGAUAAUAUAAAUUCAAUAAUACAAAAUAAUCAUAAUAAAUUAUUAAAAAACAAUAAUGAUAAUGACGUAAUUAAAAAAGAAGAAGAAGAAAAAGAAAAAAGUAGUGAAGAAUUAUUAUUAUUAGAUGAUUUUAAAAUAACCAGAGGUAAAACACCAAAUGGUGAAACAAUUGAUUUUGACGAUAGUGAAGAUGCUAGUAAUUAUCAAGAGAAUGGAUGUAAAAUAAUAGAAACUUGUAGAGAAUGUUUAGAAUCUGAAAAGAAUGAACCAUAUUGUUCAACUAAUCAUAGAAUUAAAAUGUUUUGUGAAGAUAAUGAAUCAAUACGAUUUAUUUCUUGUAAAAUUUUAAAUAAUAAAAAAACUAAAAAUAAUAAUUAUUAUAAUAACAAAAAUCAUAAUAUUGAUGGUAUAAAUAAUAAUAAUAAUAAUAAUCCUAAAAUUGAAAAAACUUCCGCAAUUAAUAUAAUAUAUUUUGAAGUUGUAGUUUUAGUAGUAUUUGUUUUUUCAAUUUAUUUUGUUAAAGAAAGAAAAAGAAUAAGUUCAUUACAAAAUAAUGAAAGGUUGGCAAAACAGUUAAAUAAAGUUUAA
Messenger RNA from Dictyostelium discoideum AX4, 663 nucleotides. RefSeq lists its product as hypothetical. Bases 1 to 663 code for a protein of 220 amino acids. NCBI's taxonomy places the organism in Eukaryota, Evosea, Eumycetozoa, Dictyosteliales, Dictyosteliaceae. The transcript has 2 exons. The record is from RefSeq and is a predicted model, not a curated record.